ACUGAUAAUACCAAAGGCAAUCUUAUGAACGAGGCUGUUUAGUUAAGCAUUUUAUUUUGUCCAAUUAUUUAUUAAGAAUUUAAGUUUUUUUUUUAAGUUAUAGUCUUUUGUAUAUUUUAUCAUGGUUAAUAUUUGUUUAUUGGCUUUGAUUGGGCUUCCAGGGGCUGGGAAAACAACAUUUUGCAAAAACAUUCUAAAAAGUUCAUUAGAAUAUAAUUUCAUACACAUUUGCUAUGAUGAAUUGUUCAAAUAUCAUCCGGAAAGCAGUGAAGCAUCUUUUAAAGAUGAACGUACAAAAGUUAUAAAAAAAAUCGAGCAGAUUAUAGACGAAUUGAAAAUGAAGAAUCAAGAGGAAAAGGAUGACUCCAAUAUGAAUUGUCCAAAGUUAUCUGUAAUCUUAGUUGAUGAUAACAAUUAUUAUGCUGGGAUGAGAUAUGAAUUUUAUAAAGUCUGCAAAUCCAGUAAUUUGUCUUUUGGUCAAGUGUAUUUUCCAGUUGAUCUGGACUGUGCCUUAGCCAGGAACGCUUCUCGAGGUAAAAAUGCGUUACCGUCUUUUUUAAUUGAAAGAAUGAAUGAGCGUUUAGAAAGCCCUUCAGAGAAGAACCAAUGGGAGAGAUAUACUUUGAUUGUUAAUUAUAAUUCUGAAGAUUUUGCACAAUUUAGUUCGUUUUUGAAAACUUGUUUUCUUAAUCCUUUGAAAAGUAUACCCAAACCUAACAACAACCCCACAAUGGAAGCAUAUUUGAUUCAUGAAGUAGAUAUAGGUCUUAGAAAACGUAUAAAAGAGAUAUUGCAAAAUUCAAAAGGAAAUAUCAGCGAAAAUGCUGCAAUUUUGAAUAAAAAAAGAAAACAUAUUUUGUUAGAAAUGCAAAAAAGGAAUGAAUUCGAUCCAUCUUUGAAUGUUCAAAGCAUAUGCGAGAGUUUCAAUUUGUGACAAUGUUUUUGUUCUUUUAAAAAUAUGAGAACAAAAAUGAUGAUCAAUGAUGGAAAAAGUUUUCUAGAGGAAUUUGAAAACUUGAAUGGUUUUUU
This is a messenger RNA of Episyrphus balteatus (marmalade hoverfly), 1029 nucleotides long. It is a transcript of the gene Pstk, whose product is annotated as L-seryl-tRNA(Sec) kinase. Gene Ontology annotation, molecular function: kinase activity; tRNA binding. Bases 122 to 934 code for a protein of 270 amino acids. The transcript has a single exon. Lineage: Eukaryota; Metazoa; Arthropoda; Insecta; Diptera; Syrphidae. The record is from RefSeq and is a predicted model, not a curated record.